AUGCAAGACGCGCUUCUAGAUUGCAGCCAUUCGGCUCUUGAGGGAGUGGACUUGAAUGAUUCAUUUGGCGACGAGACCGAUGAGAGUCAGCCUUUGAGAAACGAAAAUACACACGUUGUGGAAAGCCGAGCUGUGGUGGUGAAACAUAAAAGACGCGAUUCAAGUCAAUCUGUUGCAACAGCACAAGGUAACAUGGAGGACAAGAUAUAUCUGGAGUCGUUUGAAUUCAGCGAUAGCACGUCGCUGCGACAUGACACCAGAUCUCAAGAUAAUCGAGCAAUGGAGGUCAAAGAUGCUGAGAAUCGGCUUGAGGGGGGGGAACGCGACGACGACGACGACGACUCGUUUAUGUUUAGUGAUAGUGAUGACCCUAUAUUGAACCAAGCUGCACCUAUAUCCAGAGGCGGCGAUGCUAUCGCGAGCCAAGCUGAUUAUAUAGCUGCACUAUCACGAGGCCAGCUGUUUCUGAGCAGUGGCAGCGUACCGCUGCUGUUGGCCAGAGAUGAAAGGGUCGCGCAGCGAAUGGUCCAGCCUCGGUAUAGUCCCGAUAGUUUUGAAUUCAGCGAUGGCGACGAAUAUGAAAUUAUUGCGGCGGCCAUGUAUCAAACUCAAGAAAAAGCUCAAUCUCAAACUCAAAGUCAAGUCCAAAUUCAAUCUCAAGCACAAGCUCAAACUCCAGCUCAACUACGCGGGAUUAAACGACCUGCUUCACCGCUUGAAAAAAGUGUACAUUCAGCUGUGAAUACACAACGGCCGCCUAUACCCCAAUCAUCCUCAGCUGCAAAGGCGCUGCAGAAUAAAGAAAACGCGUAUAAACACACCAUGACUUCGUCACCCACGAAGCUGUCUCCCAACUGCAGCAUCAUCAACGCGUUUUCGCCGCCUCCCUUGCCUCCGUUCAACGACUUCAAGGUGCCGCGGCAGAAUGCGCGAAACUAUUCGACGAUCCCACAAUUGGAAAGACCAAAUCGACGGCCUGUUAACUCAACUCUACUUCUCGCAACUCAGAAGCCCACAAUCGAAAAUAUUGACUCUCAAGUUGGUAAUGAAGCUAAAAAAGUGCAGCCGAUUAUAUUGUCGAAAGAGCAGGAAAUUGUGCUCCAGCGUGUUAUGCUGGGCAUUUCUCUAUUCUAUACUGGGUCCGCAGGUACUGGGAAAUCGGUGCUCUUGCGGUCGAUUAUCAAAUCUUUACGGCUCAAGCACUCACUGGGUAUAGCGGUUACUGCGUCAACUGGUCUUGCUGCGUGCAACGUUGGUGGUAUCACGUUGCACAGUUUUGGAGGGAUUGGAUUAGGGACCGGCACAGUUGAUAGUCUCAUCAAAAAAAUACGAAGAAACAAAAAGGCCCUGAAACGAUGGUUGGAAACCAAGGUGCUCAUUAUUGAUGAAGUUUCCAUGGUUGAUGGUGAAUUGUUGGAUAAAUUGAAUGCAAUCGCCAAAAAAUUGAGAAGAAAUCAGGCUCCUUUUGGUGGGAUCCAAGUCGUUGCAUGUGGUGAUUUUUAUCAACUUCCGCCUGUGGUUAGAAAACUAGACGACGACGGCAAUGUUCGCGAUGACGUUGAGGCCUUUUUCUCCUUUGAGUGUCUUGCAUGGAAGGAAACCAUCCAGCAGACGAUUAUCCUCAAGGAAAUCUUUAGACAAAAGGGCGAUCAAAUGUUUAUUGAUAUGUUGAAUGAAAUGAGGGACGGCCGAAUAUCCGAAGCCACCGUGAAUGAGUUCCGGAGGUUGAAGCGCGACUUGGACUGUCCCAAGGGUAUUGUGCCCGCGGAGUUGUUUGCAACGAGAUACGAAGUUGAUAAAGCAAAUAAAGCCCGCUUGGCUGCUCUACCUGGAGACGUGACAAAAUUCAAAGCUAUAGACACGGGCUCUUUACCCGAACCGCAAAAGAGCACUUUACUUGCGAAUUUCCUUGCACCAAUGGAGUUGCACUUAAAAAAGGAAGCUCAAGUUAUGUGCAUCAAGAAUUUCGACGAAACGCUAGUCAAUGGAUCGCUUGGUACCAUUGUGGAUUUCAUGGACAAGGACACGUAUAUGAAGGCGUUUGCACCAGGUGAAUCCAUGGAAGAAAAUGGAUUGAUGAAGGAUUUUGCAUUUAAUGACUCUGAGCAUUCAACAAGUGGUAGUACUAGUACCAGUACUAGCAGUGGUGGUGUUGGUGGUACUGGUGGUGCAGUCACUACUGGCUCGUUAACACAAAUGAAUCUAACUGAAGAGGAAAAGAGACGCAAGGAGAGGAAGUUGGAUAUGCAUGAUGAAUUGUUGAAUGAUUUCAAAAACAAAAAAUGUCCGCUUGUGAAAUUCUUGGCUCCCGAUGGAGUCAAUACUCGAACCGUGCUUGUUGAACCCGAAGAAUGGACGGUUGAAGAUGAAGACGGCAAUGUCUUGGUGUCUAGAGUCCAAUUUCCGCUUAUGCUUGCUUGGUCGCUUUCCAUCCAUAAGUCACAGGGCCAAACUUUGAGUAAAGUGAAGGUUGAUCUACGUAAAGUUUUCGAAACGGGUCAAUCCUAUGUUGCAUUAUCGCGGGCCACGUCAAGAGAUGGUUUGCAGGUGCUCAAUUUCAACGAGAGACAAGUUAGAUCUCAUCCAAAAGUUGUCCAAUUUUACAAGUCACUAGAACAAGUCCAGAAAAAUACUGAACAACGUAAAUUUAGAGAAACGGGUCAACAGAAGCUCAAUUUCGCCAGCGUUUAA
Molecule: messenger RNA, 2691 nt
Organism: Lodderomyces beijingensis
Lineage: Eukaryota; Fungi; Ascomycota; Pichiomycetes; Serinales; Debaryomycetaceae
Source: the annotation of a GenBank genome assembly